Molecule: messenger RNA, 1020 nt
Organism: Ambispora leptoticha
Lineage: Eukaryota; Fungi; Glomeromycota; Glomeromycetes; Archaeosporales; Ambisporaceae
Source: the annotation of a GenBank genome assembly
CAUGACAAGAAUAUAUUAGUGCAUGACGGUAGAUUAAUGAUUACAGAUUUUGGCUUAUCUAAAUCACUAGACAAUAGUACAAAAUCUAUUGAUGGAGGAACAUGUGCAUUUUCCGAUCCACAAUAUCUCCAAAGCCCAUUUGUAUAUAAACGAGAUAAAGCUUCUGAUAUCUAUAGUCUCGGUGUACUUUUUUGGGAGUUAUCAAGUGGUGUACCUCCUUUUAAAAAUAUACCUGAUCAAAGAGAAAUAGCCUUACUUGUAAUUAGUGGCAAAAGAGAAACGCCUAUUAGCGGAACUCCGGUUGACUUUAUAAAUAUUUAUUGCGAUUCUUGGAACGAUGAUCCAAAUUUACGUCCUAAUAUAGUUGAAAUCCGUGAAAAAUUAAAUUAUAUGCGAAUGAUUCCAGUUUAUAAUAGUAAACAAGAUGAUAACGACCAUUCAGAUUUUGUUUCAUCUGACCUAAGUAAUGCAGAUAAUAACGAUAAUUAUAUUCAAGAUAUGAAUUCAACAGUCUUUAGUCAAGGCUACUCCAAAUUAUUAGAAAUCAAACCAAAUAAUGCAAGUGCAUUAUUAGGCCGUGGAACAACUUAUCACAUGAUGAACAGAUACGAAAAAUCACAAGCAGAUUUAAAUAAAUCAUUAGAAAUUAAUCCAAAUAAUGUAUUUACAUUAGCAAACCACGGAAAAGCUUAUUUCAUGGUGAGCAGAUACGCAGACUUAAAUAAAUCACUUGAAAUUAAUUCAAAUAAUGCAUCUGCAUUAGCAUUCCGUGGAGUAAGUUAUCGCAUGAUAAACAGAUACGCAGAUUUAAAUAAGUCGUUAGAAAUUAAUUCAAAUAAUGCAGUUGCAUCAAAUGGGCGUGAGGCAAUUGCGUUAUGGCAUCGUGGAGCAACUCAUCACAUAAUGGACAUAUGUGAAGAAUCGCAGUCUACGUCUAGAAAUCAAUCUUCCCCUAGAACGCCACCAAAACUUCACCGACACGUGACAUACUGUAACGCACGCACUGAUCAACAAAAGUAA